Anopheles nili is the source of this 4298-nucleotide messenger RNA. RefSeq lists its product as uncharacterized. The coding region runs from base 961 to 3420 and encodes 819 amino acids. Gene Ontology annotation, cellular component: cell-cell junction. The record is from RefSeq and is a predicted model, not a curated record. Gene Ontology annotation, biological process: cell-cell adhesion. Gene Ontology annotation, molecular function: cell adhesion molecule binding. The transcript is spliced from 9 exons. Lineage: Eukaryota; Metazoa; Arthropoda; Insecta; Diptera; Culicidae.
UCGGUGGAACCAAACGAAUCCCACUAACACACUCGACGGGCGUGUGCGUGUGUGUGUGUUUCCUUGCGCGCGCGUGUGUGUGUCGUGUGUAUGUGUGCGCGAGUGUACGUGGGUGGCGUUGUAUGUAGGUGAAGCAGAAGGAGGUGGAAGUCGCGUGUGGAAUCGCGCCCAUCGUGUCCGCUGUGUAGCCCCGAGUUGGCGUGUAUAUCGAAUCACCAAGUCCGGUAUCCUUUAAGUUCCUCGAGUACACCCGGUUUGGGAUCUCGAAGGUGGUGUUAAAGGCGCGACUUCAUACGUGGUGCUUGAGUGCGUUUGUUUUUCCGUUUCCAUUUCGUUGUUCUCGCAGCGUAUCCUUUUUUUUUCGACCCGCGAAGCGAUCUCGCGAAGUCAGUGCAAACACGCGACAAGAAGUGGGAAGUGUAGUAAAGGGCGUGAAAGGAAAUCACCCACAACGCGCGGAAGAUAGGAAGUGUUUGCGUGCCGCCCUGCCUGCUCACCGACACAUGACAGUGUGUGUGUGCACGUGGUGGAAAUAGAGCCAGGAUACGUAUCUGUCGUGUGAUCAGCUUUGACCGCCGCAUCCUAGGUACAUCGCGUCUGGGAGGUCCUUGCACCACCCGCCAUACAUCGGCACCGCAACGGAAGCCCCGGGCGUACCGUCACUUCCCCUGCGCCAACGCUUGCAAGGCCCGCGAGGACACCGGUAGCAGGAGUCACUCUUCCGGAGCUCCCCGAACACCGACCCCCGAAACCUUCCGGCGACGUUCGGAGGAAAACCCGCGGCUACGGUCACAAUCACAAUCUUCCAAGGAGGGUAUCCUCUGUCCGGGAAGUGCAGCGCGCCGUACACGUCGUUGCAUGGUGUUCGAGUGCCGAUAAAAGCAAGCAACAGCAGCCUAAGAAGUCGAGUACGAGAGUCCAGGGAAGAGAACCAGCAGAGAAAAUCAACCGGAUUCAAGGAUGGAUUGCAAAGGGAUUUCGCGCUGCUCGACGCUAGUCGUGCUAUUCUUAGUCACCCUAGUAAAUGCACAAAACACAGGUGCUCGCAAACGGGAUUUGAACAAUCUGUAUCAAGUGAUCUAUUACGGUGACUCGCAGGUCGAGGUCGGCAAACCGUUCUCGAUCUCGUGCAUCAUCAGCAUCGCCAAUCCGAUCGAGUGGCACAAAGACGGUGAACCAAUCCGGAAACACAGCAACAUACGCCACGGCAAGGACGAGCACAGUUACAUCGAAAAUGAGAUGGGCAUCUCAGGGAUACGGGAUAAGGUCGAGGCAUCGAUCAGCGUGCAACGAGCACUGCCGAAGCACCAGGGCAAGUAUCAGUGCAACGCGCUGUAUAAAAACUACCACCAGCUUUACGUGUACCGAAACGGAACGUUACUCGGGAGUCACACAAGCUCGGCCGAAAAGCGUCACGAGGAAGUACCACUCGUUCUUGGUACAGCCAGGUCCACCCUAAUGGUGCCGCUGUCAGGUGAACAUCACCAUUUCACAACGGCCGUAGCACUUGCGCCAGGUCCAUCGGUCAUUGGUGAUGAUUUUCCCGGCGGUGAUGGACCUUCGGAACGGGAACGGGAGUCCGUUCCGAAAUCGACUGGUCACAGUCCGCAUCAUCACCGGCAGCAAGCGGUACCACCGGUAACUACUGCAGCAGGACCAGGCCAUCGACAUCACGCUCAAGGUGGCGGAGGAGUUGCCAGUGCUGGCGAGAAAAAGCUCUCACAGCAGCAGCAGCAGCACAAUGCCGCCGGUAAAGAAGACUCGAAGCGGUUCGUCAGUCAAAAGACCACGAUAGAGCAGGACUUGCUGCCCGCCGAGGAGGUGCUUGAGCAAACGGUGCAGGAACUGGAGAGCCUUCCGCCGGCGAUACGUGUCGAUAAGCCGUCCUCAGUAGGGCGAAGCUCGGUGGCCACAAAGCCGAAGCACUCUUCAGCAGGUCGACUGCAGCCUCCACCGCCGUUGAUAGAAACGCGCGAAGACGAAGAGGACGAUGAGGAUGCUGAGGAUGAUGAAGAAGAUGCCGGAGGAUCUGAGCGAACAGGAGAGCAAGGAAUUGGAUUAGUUGAGGGUGCAGAAACGCCAGCAGAGGGCCCGAAACUCGACCCAGCGCAGAGCGUCGAAGAGCUCGUUGAACCAGAUACCGAAAUCGUUAUCGAGAGCAAGGCGAUCUCGCUGGAAGAUGAUAACAUCGAUAGGCUGAUUCAGAACAAGAGCGACAUCAACGGUAUCAUUCUGGUGGACAGUUUAGAGGAAUUGCCUCGGAAAACGGUCGAGGACGAUGAAGUUCUCGCUGCCAACACCGCGCUCAUGACUCUUCCUGCUACGAUCGUGCCGGUGAUAAAGAUCGGUAAUAUGUCCGUGGUGCCAACGGUUCAGCAUCAAGCAGCAACGAAAACUGCAGAUUCGUCCUCGACCGGCUCUACGCUUUCUGGAGCAGGCGAACAGGAUACUACUGCCCAUCAUCAUCACCAUCAUCAUCGGGAGCAUCAUACCACAGCGGCCAUUGCUGCCGCCACAUCGACUACUGGGGCUGCUACUCCACCUAUCACUAUCACCACCUCCACCACUACCAUUACCACUACUUCUUCCACAACCACCACAACUACAACGGCGGCUACUCCCACAACCACUGCUGCCGAUGUUCUGAAGCCUAACUACGACCAUCCCAGCACUAAUUUAAAAGUAUUCGAUAUAGCAAAAUCUGUGACGCUCGGUUGUAACGUUACACAGGAGGGAGUCUAUGAUUUACAUUGGGCAAAAGACGGUAAAAAUGUAAGUGAACACGAAUCGCUGAAAGAUCGCUUUAAGAUACUGUCGGCGGAGCGAAAGUUCAUCAUCAGUCGGGCGUUGGAGACCGAUGCCGGACAGUACACCUGUAGCGUACCACAAUUGGGUGUAUCCAAAAGUUUUACCGUAGUUGCUAAUGUUGUUGUUAAAUUUGAAAGCACAGAAAUAGGCAAAACUAACAUAGUGGAAGGAGAAACGCUGACGCUUCACUGUAUAGCUUUCGGAACGGAUCCCAAAAUUACAUGGAAAGUUGGCAACAAUACUUACAACGCGUCGACAGAUCACAUCGUACUGCAGGAGGACGAAAGGGGCGUGGAAAAUGCGAAGCUUAUCAUCGAAAGCAUAAGGCUCGGCGACUACGGCGAAUACACCUGUGAGGCGCGCAAUAAUGCCACCGACUUCACGGGCAAGCCGGCCCAGGUUAUGAUUCACGUUAGAAUUAGAGGAAAAUAUGCCGCGCUUUACGUGUUCCUUGGUAUCAUCGUGGAAGUUGUUCUAUUAUGUGCGAUUAUUUUAAUAUGCGAAAAAAGACGUAACAAGACAGAGAUCGAGGAGAGUGAUACUGACCAGAGUCCCGACCAAAACAAGAACGGCUACCACGGUAAUGAAUCCGAACUACGCCAAAGAAAGUAGAGCCAAGUAUGCGCGCAUGUUCGGGCGCACGUUUGGCACGGGCGUGGGAUGAGCCAAAACAGAUACAGCAGCCCCUUAGACGCUGCUGGCGCUUUAACUUUUUGUUUCGUUAGCGAUUCGUUCCUGGCAGACACGAACGUAUGGAUGUGUUUCCCUACGAUUCAUCCGGGUUGUGUCCUUUCUUUUUUUUUGAAUCCCUACGUUACGCCUGAAUCUUAAAUACACCUCUACUAACCUUUGCACCACCUCAACCACCGAUGAGCAGCAGUAGCAGCCAGCAGGACACCGAGUUUGAUUUUGCAUUAAACAAAAUAUCUACAUUUACCCUCACGCUUGCUGUUUGAGCGCGCGCUCCUCCUUGCAACCAGCCGCUAGAUAACAGCAGCGAUAGCCGACGUAUCCACCAUAACAAACCGACUCUGCAGUCCGUGCAGUGUCUCCAUCUUGUUAGGGCGACGAAGUUUGUGCCGUCCCGUCGUUGAUGUACAGGCGAAUGACGAAAAGCUAACCCUUAUUAUCCCCACGGUAGAUUGCGCGCAGGGUGAUAGGGCGCGAGAAGAACUUAAGCUAUUCGGAAAGCGAUGUAUGAUAGUUUAGUUUAGUUUGUGUUUCUUUUCCAUAUCCUUUCGAAUAUAUCCUUUUCUUUCAUGUUCACCAAUCUAUUCUAGCGCAUAGUAGAAUAGUACGCCUUACUCGACCAUGCGCCCCCAUGCGCUGUUGCAUUAAACCCUGUUGUUGAAGUAUGUUAAUAUUGUCAGUAUUUUAAAAACCGAAGCGCAGCAGAGAAUCGAUUAGCCAGCAAUUACACAAGGGUAGCGCCACCAAGCUGUGUUUAGCAUCGAUACGAAUCUCAAUAAAAUGGAUUUCAUUCUUCUAAC